AUGAACUACUCAAUACUUUUUUCACAUUUUAAAGAAUAUGCGUUAAGCAAUAUAGAAAUUUUAUAUUGUAAAACAAAAAUUGGGAGUAAAUUUUCAUCUCUAAAUUAUAAUGAAAACUUCAGUAAAAUAAAACUAUUGAAAAAUAAUUACUCAACAUUGGGACAGCUAAUUAAAAGAAAGAAAAAUAUUGUAAAUUUGAAUACUAAUAAAAAUUUGAAAUGCUACAAGAGAGUAAAUAUAAAAAAAAUAUUAAAGAAUAACAAAAAAGAGGAAGGCACAUAUGAAAAAAAUAAUACAAAAAGUGAGGAGUUAAAUGAAGUAAAUAAAAAAUAUGAUUUUUCACAAAAUCAUUUUGUUCAUUUAAGAGGCUACAGUGCUGAACAAAAAGAAGACAAAAAUAAAGUAACAAAUGUAGUAGGAAAAAACAUUAAUUUACAAAAUAAUAAUGAAGAAAGUAUCCUAAAUAAUGAGAAAAUAAAUGAAUAUAAUUUAAAUAAUUUACAUGAAAAAAAUUAUAUACAUAAUGAAAAUAUAAAAGACGCAGUUGAUGAAUUAUUUUACACAAAGGAAAAAAAAAAAUACUUAAUGGACAGAAUUAUAUUUCGAAAUAAUUAUGACUAUAUGUAUUUGAUUGAUAAAUACGAAGAAUUUAAAAUAAAUGAUGAAAAUAACUUUUACAAUUCUAAUUAUGAUAUGAAAAACUCAAUUAAAUAUAUUAAAGAAAAUAAUAAUCAAUAUAAUGAAAAUAAUAGUGAAAUAAAUGGUAAUGAAAAUAAUAGUGAAAUAAAUUGUAAUGAAAAUAAUAAUGAAAUAAAUUGUAAUGAAAAUAAUGAUGAAAUAAAUUGUAAUGAAAAUUAUAAUAAAAUGGUGAAAGGUAAGAAUGAUGAAUAUUAUUAUUUUCACGAAGUUGAGAAUGAAAACAAUGAAAAUAAUAUAAAUAUGCAAUUUAAGUAUUUAAAUAAUAAUUUAAAUAUAUCAAUAUUUUCAGAAAUAGGAAAAAAAGAUAUAUUAGAAAAUUGCAAAAAGAAAAAAAAUAUGCAAAACGAAAUAAACAAAAAUAGUGAUGCGAAAAAUAUUUUUAAUAAUGAUAUUUAUUUUUGGUUAAAAAGAAAAGUUCAUCGAUCAGUUGAUUGGAAGUUAAUACCUUUUAAUCAAAAUAAAAAUGAUGAUAUAAUAGAUGUUACAGAAUUGAAUUGUAUAAUUCAAGGAAAUUCAAAUGGAAUACCUGUUAAUUCAUUAGAAAAUGAUAAUUCAAAUAGUGAAAAUAAUUUAAACAAAAAAAAAAAUGAAACAGAAAAAGAUAAAAAUCAUAUGAAAUGUGAUAAAAAUGUUUUAAAUGUUAAAUGUGAUAAUAGUGACAAAAAAUAUAAUGAAAAAUCGGAAUUUUUAAUAAAUAAUGAUGGAAAUAAUGAAAUGUUUGAAAUUAAUAACAAAAAUACUAUAAAUGGAGAAAAUAAUAUUAAUAAGAACAAAUUGACUUAUUUACAAAAAAAAAUUGCACCAUCUCAUUUUUUGAAAAAAUUAAAUAUAAAUAUAUUGGAAGACAAUAAUAAUGUCCAAAAUAAAGUUCAAGAUAAAGAAAAAGAAAAUAUUGAAAAAAUUAGAAAAAUAAAAGAGGAAGAAAAGGAGAGAAUAACAAAUAUUUUUUUAAAUAACUCCGAAAUUUUACAACCAACAUAUGAAGAACAAAAAAUUUUUGAAAAGGAAAAAAUGAAUAAUAUGGAAGGUAAUGAGACUAAAAAAACAAGCAAUUUUGAAAGUUGUGAAAAUAAACAAAUGAAUAAUUUGAAAAGUGAAAAAAAUAAUGAUAUAAUUUUAAUUGAUGAGUUUGAAAAUAUGAAAGAUGAAUAUAAUAUGAAUAAUAUAGAUGAUAAAACCUAUGAAGGAAUAGUAGAUAAUAGUAAAAAUGUGUUCAAAAAAUUAAAAGAAAAUUAUGAAAUGUUCAAAAAAGAAAAAAUGUCUCCAUAUAUAUUAGAACAUUGUGAAAAAUAUAUAAAUUAUUAUUAUGGCAUUGAGAAAGAAGAAAAAAUAAAAGAAAUGAAAAAAUAUGCUGACUUAAAAUUUUAUGAUGUAAUUAAAGACGAUAAAUUUACAAUAAACGAUUUUAAUAUGCUAAUAAAAAGUAAAAUCAUAUUUAAUAAAGAAGAAGAAGCAUUUAACUAUUUUAAUUUAUUAAAGAAAUAUGAUUUUAAAAUAAAUGUUGAAACAUAUAAUAGUUUAAUGUAUACAUGUGUUGUUCAAAAAAAUUCUAAAUUAAGUAGAUUAAUAUAUCUACAGAUGAUAAAAGAUUUAUUUACUCCAAAUAAAAAUACUUUUUGCAUUUUGAUUAAAGCACAUAUAUUAGACAAUGAUAUUAAAAGUGCUUUUCACUUAUAUAGAAAAAUGAUUAAAGAAGAAAUAGAAGUGGAUUUACCAAUUUAUUCUACCUUAAUAGAUGGAUUAAUAAAACAUAAAUUGUAUAAAAGAGCGGAACAAUUUUUUAAUUAUAUUGUAACUUAUAAAAAUGUUGUACCUGAUGAAAUUCUAUACACUAUUAUGAUUAAAAAUUGCUCUUAUAAUGGAGAAGCAGAAAAAUGUUUAAAUUUUUAUGAAACAAUACUUUCUAAUAAUUUAAGAGUAACAGAUUUAACGUUAAUAGAAAUAAUUAAUUGCUUAUCUAAAAGAAAUGAUUAUUUUCAUAAAGUUUUUCAUUUUUAUAAUAUUUAUUUAGCUAAUGAUAUGAAAAUAAAUCGCCGUUUAAUGUUGUAUAUGAUAAUUGCUUGUUCUAACAAUGGUAAUAUAAAAAGAUUAAAAGAAAUUUUAAAAACGAUGAAUAAACAUAAAAUUAAAAUAACUAAUGAAAUGUAUUGCUAUAUUAUCAGAACAUUUGCAAAUAAUUGUAAAAAUAAAAAUAUAACACUAAGUGAAAAAAACAAUAACAUUAAAUAUGCUUGGAAGAUAAUAUAUGAUCUCUUAAAAAAUAAUAAGAUUAAUAACAGUUAUAAUACAGAUAGUAAUAAUAAUAUUAAUGGUAUUAAUAAAAAUAAUAAUGAAUUAAAUAAUGAAUCUACUAAUCAGUUUAAUGGCGCUAUUAUUAACGAAAGCAAUAAUAUAAACACAAAAAUGUUAAAUAGUAUUGUUCUAUUAUAUAUUAAUUGUGACUAUUAUGAAUAUUCUAUUAAUAUGUUAAAGUAUUAUUCAUAUUUUAAUUGUAUCCCAGAUUAUUAUACUUUUAAAAUAUUAUUUAAGAUGUUAUCUUUUAAAUUAAAAGAUUAUGGAAAAGUUAUUUGUUUAUAUAAUUAUAUGAUAAAUAAUACCAAUAUAAAAUCAGAUGAAUAUACUUUUAAUAUAGUUUUAAACGCAGCUAUUAAAACAAAAUCAUCAAAACAUACUCUAUUUAUUUUACGCCAUAUGUUUGCAGCUAAAAUAUAUCCAACACCUAAAAUGAUAAAAAAAUUAUUUCAUGUUGGAAGGCAUAUAACAGAAAUACAAUUAUUAAUUAACAGUAUGAUAAAUCAACAAAAAAAAGAAGUAUAUGAAGAAAAUUUAAAAGAAAACCAAUUAAUUCAACUUAAUAUUGACGAAUAUGAAUUAAAUUUAUUUAAGGAAGGAAGAACAUUUAAAACAAAAACAGAACUAGAUCAAGUAAGAGAACAGUUUUUCAAGAAAAAACAAAGAAUUGAAAAAGAAAAAAGAAUGUCAAAAAAUAAAAAAUCUUCUAACUGGUUACCUUAUGGUCAAUAUCUUCAAAAUAAAAAAAAAGGAGGCGAAGCAUAUGCAAAAAAAGUGGAUAAACCAAAACCAUUCUUUUUUGAUUUAAAAUAA
This is a messenger RNA of Plasmodium gallinaceum, 3804 nucleotides long. RefSeq names its product pentatricopeptide repeat protein, putative. Lineage: Eukaryota; Apicomplexa; Aconoidasida; Haemosporida; Plasmodiidae. Gene Ontology annotation, molecular function: protein binding. The coding region runs from base 1 to 3804 and encodes 1267 amino acids. The transcript has a single exon. The record is from RefSeq and is a predicted model, not a curated record.